GUAGCGCGUGCAACCCACGUGACGGAUACAUAAAAGGGGAAAAUCGCAAAAUCAAAAUUAUAAUUUUCUCUCUCUCUCUUCUCUCUCUCUCCUCUUUGUUCCCUGCUCAAGUUUUUUUGCUCGCCCCCCCUACUACUACUGACCGACUCUCUCUCACACUUACAUACGGAUUUACUCACCACUCAAACAAAGAAAAAGCUCUUCUGUCUCUAACAAUUACCCGCCAAAAGGUCCGUGCGGAUUUCAACCCCGGUGCGACGAGUAGAUGCCGGUUUCGGCUUGAUUCUUCUUCUUUGGGGUUUCCUUUUGCUGCUGGAUGGAAUCCGCGGCCGAUUGUGUUGAGCCGUCGGAGGCGAGAUCGGAGCCUGUCGGUGAGAAGAGGCCGGCGUCUGAGGAUGUUGAUGUGUUGAAGGAGGGCUCUCCGCAUAAGAGAAUUAGAGGAGAAAGUGAGCGGAGUUUUGUUGGGGAUGUGAAGAAGGUGGCUGAGAUGGUCCUGGUGUUGGCGGCGAUGGGAAAAAUGAGGGCGGGGAAGGGGCCCACUGACGUUGAGAAGGAAUUGAUGGCGGAAGCACGCAACAGGUUGGCCAAGGUUUGCGAGGGUUUUGCACCCAAGGAUGUGUUCCCUAGGGAUGCUUUUGGGGGUGUGAUUGAGGAUUUGGGCCUUAAUAAAUUGAAAGAUCAGAGGCUAGGGUUUCGGCCUCCGAAAAUGUCCAUUGCUGAAAAGUUAUUGGUUUCCAAACGAAAGAUGGAAAAGGCAGAAAAUUUCUCUCUGCCAUCCACUCCACAUUCAUCUCGUUUGCUCCCAAAUUCUGGCGCAGCUGUUGAGAAUCGCAAUCCAUCACAUUUGGCUCGAAUAUCUCAUCCAGAUAAAGCAAGUCACAUGUCAAUAUCUUCUGGAAGCUUCCAACUGACUUCACCUUUAGCCCAUAGUACGCAAGCAAAUUCUACAUCUUUGCCAUAUCAGCUCCCUUCCAGUGAGGUAAGACCAAUGACUUCCAGUGCAUUACCCUCUAGCCAUUUCGGUUCAGCAGCAAUGCAAAGAGUUGAUAGACCACAGCUCAAAUCAGAUGGAAGACCAAAUGGUGCUUCACACUCUUCACAAAUUCACGCAAAUUACUCUGCCAACCCAACUGCGAGGACUCCAACUUGGUCGAUGCAACCCCUGACCGCUUUAUCAUCCAAAGGUGGAUCAGAUAGUAAGGUGCCUGUGAACGUGUCCCUUAAGGUUGAGGGAGCUGCCGCAGUGGCCCCUCAGACUAUGUCAAGGACCGGUGUUGCUCAGAUAAUAGGAGGAUCGCCUGCGCAAAGCACUAACCACGUUCAGCCUCCUUUGGGAAGUACACAUGUUGAAAUUGGAAAGAUUGUCCAGAAACUAUUACAACCGCAGUUUUCUGAGCAACCUACAUGGAAUCCGCCUUCAAGGGACUACAUGAAUAAGGCUUUGACUUGUCAAAUGUGCAUGUCAACGGUAACAGAUAUUGAUAAUAUACUCAUUUGCGAUGCUUGUGAGAAAGGGUACCACUUAAAAUGCCUCCAGGCUACUAAUCAGAAGGGAGUUCCAAGAGGAGAGUGGCAUUGUGGAAAGUGCUUGUCUUUAAGCCAUGGUAAACCUUUGCCUCCUAAGUAUGGCCGUGUCAUGAGAAACAUAAAUACGCCAAAAGUGUCUUCCAAUUCAGCAGCUGUGCCGUCCACUUCAAGUAAAAGUGGUGAUGCCUCAGAUGAGAAGUUCAGCCAGUCAAAUAUAAUAAUUAAUGAGAACUCCAGGAUCGAAAACACUAAUUCUGAAGUUUCAGGCAAUAACUUUAGCCAUUCGACAUCUUUGUUGCAGAGAAAAGAAUGUAAAGAGAUGCAGAAGAACGAUCAUUUAUCCAGUAGGGUUAAGAUGGACGAUAAGGUAUCUUCUGGGAUUUACCCAAAUAAUUUGAUGAAAACUUCCAGUUCUGCCAGUGUUUCAUCUGCAAACUCAUUGACUGAAAAAAUUAGUGUUCCCGAAGUAGCUGAAUUGAAACCAAAUCGUUCUGAAGAAUUAGCGAUUGUUCCCAAUUCAUCUGAUAAGUCACAGACAAUUGUCAAUGCUGUAGAAGCAAGUCCAUCAAAGCAAUCUCUAGAAAACCAUGUGGUGAGAGAUUCAAAAGAAUCUAAUGGUGUUGACUCUUCAAACAAUACAAACCAGCAAAAUGAGCAAGAAGUUGUAUGUGACAAUCCUACAGAAAAUGCUUCAAGUGCUGUUACUAUGAAUCAAGGUAGGUCUUCAUCAGAUGGUUUGCGUGCUGUCGACUGGGUUGGUGAGCCAAUUCGUGUUUUGGAUGAUAAAAUCUAUUAUUCAUCUUGCUGCAUCAACGAACAUCUGUAUGAAGCAAUGGAUCAUGUUCUUAUUCGCAUUGAGAGUGGCAAACUUAUACCUGCAAAGAUACAGGAUAUGUGGGAGGAUAAAAAUACUACAACGAAGUGGGUAACAGUAAAUCAGUGUUACUUUCCUGGUGAUUUACCCGAGGCUGUUGGCCGGCCGUGUGGCCUGGAAAGCAGAGAGGUCUAUGAGUCUACUUGUGGCAAGGCAGUGAUGGCUCACUCGAUAGAAAGCCCUUGUGAAGUCCUUCCUCCAAGAAAAUUUGCUGAAGAAACUGAAAGCCGAAAUCAUUCAGGGGAACAAUUGAAUGAUAAUUUGCCUCCAAUUUAUGUGUGCAAAUGGAUUUACGAUGAAGCCAAAGGGCUAUUCCGGGAUAUUUCCUGUUAAAGGCGCAGCGCAGGCAUAUUAGGUGUUUGUUGCUGCCUGCUUUGGACCUUGACGGUGAAGAGGGAUGCCCGAGUGUACAAUAUGUAGCCUCUAAUUGUAGGUUUGUAUCACAGUUCAUUGAUAGGUGCAGCAUUUUACAAGUAGGGCAUUUUCCGAACACCUUUCGGUGCUCAUGCUCAAGAUUAAUCACAAAUAUAUAUAUGCUUGUUCAUUGUUGGAUGUAAAUGUGACUAAUAUUUUUCUCUGUUUUCUCCAAUCAUUUAAAUUAUUAAAUCUUAGUUGAUUUAUA
Erythranthe guttata (spotted monkey flower) is the source of this 3023-nucleotide messenger RNA. RefSeq lists its product as uncharacterized. Gene Ontology annotation, molecular function: chromatin binding. Lineage: Eukaryota; Viridiplantae; Streptophyta; Magnoliopsida; Lamiales; Phrymaceae. The record is from RefSeq and is a predicted model, not a curated record.